CCGCCCCUUCCCGGCUGGGGGCGCACGUGCGGCGAGGAUGAGCAAGAGGAAGGACCCCCGCCCCCACCCCGCGCGGCCCCCGCCCGCCGCCUCCGCCCGGCAGCCCUCCGCCUCCGCCUGGCAGCUGAAGACGCAGCUGCGGACCCGGCAGGACGUCGGCCAGGCACUGGAGACUUUCGUGUCCAGGGCCAGGAAGUUACCUCCAGCUGGCCCGUGUGAUGUCGUGGAAGAGUACGUCAAGAUCUCGGUGGAGUGCGCGGAGAUCUUCCAGCUGUUCGGUGGAGAGAAGAGGCCGGAGAGGGAGGUGAUGCUGAUCCUGCAGGCCCUGGAAGCCAUCCUGCUGCGCACGGCCAGCGACCUGGCCCACCUGCGCAUCGUGGGGACCAACAUCGUCAAAACCCUCAUCAACAAUCACAUGAAGGUGCUCUACGAGUCGCUGUUCGCCUCGGGCUACCAGAUGUCCCGGGCCUGCCUGAACCUCAUGGCGGCGAUGGUGGCCCAGGGGCCGGAUGCCGCCCGCGACGUCUACGGCCAUUUCGACUUCAACAAGAAGCCCCUCCGGGCUCUGGUGACCAGACGGAGCCCCAAGGGCCUGCCCGACGUCCGGAUGGCGUACGUUCAGUUCGCCCUCUCCUUCCUCAUCGCCGGGGACGACAACACCAUCGCGCAGGUGCUGGAGCUCAAAGACUUCAUCCCGGCCAUUUUCAGCACCGGCUUGAGAGAGGACAGAAUCUCCACCAUCGACCUCCUGCUGUCCACCCUGAGAUCCAAGGUGGUUCACAAUAAGAGCGUCACCAAGACCCAGAAGGUGCGGUUCUUCACCGGGCAGGUCCUGAACCACCUGGCCUCGCUCUACCGCUGGAACGGGAUCCACGACGUCAGCACCGGGGACGUGCGGGACGCCGAAGGAGGUGGCAAGGCCGUGGUCAGAGAGAUGACCCACACCUUCCUCAAGGAUCUCUGCUGCUCCCUGAAACAUGGAAUUAAUUUCUACGACGCGUCCCUGGGCACGGCGGGCAGGGGAGGAAACCUGAGCCUCCUGCACUUCCUGUUGGGGCUGAAGACGGCCCCCGAGGACGAGCUGGUGGCCGACCUGGUGGUCAGCAUCCUCAGAGUGUGUCCGGACCUGCUGCACAAGUACUUCAAGGAAGUCAACUUCUCCUUCGUGCCCAGGCUGAAGUCCGCCUGGCUCAACAACAUCAGGCUCCUGACCCAGAUCUACGCGGCGCAGCCUGAGGUGUCCAGGGCCUUUGACAGCGCGGAGUAUAUCCCGCCGUCCAGGCUGCUGUCCAUGGUGAUGGUGACCACCGUGCCCGCCGUGUGCAACAAGGCCAUGUUCACCCAGGGCCUGAACCUGGAGAACGGGAUCGUGAAGCACACGGUUUUGACCCUGGUGUCCACCAUCCUGAAGAGAGCCCUGCGGAACAUCGACCGCUGCCUGGACGGGGAGUCGUGGCCGGCGUCGGCCCCCAUCGGGCCGGCCGCCAGGGAGGAGUUUGUGCGUCUCUACAGGGAGUCCCUGAGCAAGCUCUUACCGGAUCUGAACAGCGUGGUGUCGGCGUGGCGGUCGCUGUGCAAGCGGGAGCCCGGGCCCCAGGACGGGCCGGCGGGGGACGGGGAGGAGCCCCGCCCCGCCGGGGACCUCGGGCCGGAGGACGUGGAGGUCCCCCUCCUGAAGGCGGCCGUGCUCCGGGUCCUCUGCCUGUACCAGAGGACGGUGCCCCAUCUCGUCUUGCAGUGCAACUUCGACUUCAGCAAGCUGCUGAGAGGGAUUGUCACAGAGAAGGGGCUCGGCCGGGAGACGGCCCCCGACCUCCAGUACCACAUCCUGAAGGUGGCCCUAGAGCUGCCGGCCAGCAAGUUCUCCUGGUUCCGGGCCCAGGAUGGCCCGGAUCCAGAGACCGCGGGCGGAGAGAGGUCGGUGUUCUACCUCCUGAUGAAAAUGUUCGUGACCAGCAACCACUCGCAACUCAAAGCCUCCACCGAGCAGCUGAUCGUGAAGGUCUUGCGAGACACGGGAGUGUUCGAGCACACCUGGGCGGAGCUGGAACUGUGGCUGGGACACCUGGACAGCGCAGCUGACGAGAGAAAGGAAACCUUGAUCCAGUUUCUGGAAAGCGUUUUCCUAAAGCUGGUGUCCGGCCCCCACGUGUACACCGACAAGGCCGCCGACUUCGUCCAAGAAGCCGGCACGCUCCAAGCCGGGGCCGCGAAGCAAGAAGCCGACAGCGUCAGCCUGCCCGUGUCCCACAUCGAUGAUGUGCUGCACACGGUGGACGUGCUGGUGGAGGACGGCGAAGACCUGGACCGGGAGCUCGGCGCGUCUCUGACCGAAGACGUGAUCCUGCUCACCUUCCCCUUCAGCGCGCUGGUGCCCGCCGCCCUGGAGGCCCGGAAUAAACUGCUUCUUGAGGACAGGAGCGCGGAGGGUGUCGGCGUGGUGGAGUACCUGGUGACGGUGGGCACCGACCUCUUGCACACCCAGCGGGACCCCCUGGCCCUGUGCCUGCUGUUCCAGGCCUACGACCGGGAGCAGCCCCCGAGCCCGCCGUGGGCCGCCCAGCUGCGCCGCUUCAACGCCUACUACCGCCUGUGGAUCCCUGCCCACGCCCAGGACACCCCGUUCGCAGCCCCCGACCCCGACCCCCUCGUCCUCGCCGCCUCCCCGACCCCGCAGGGCGGCGCCUUUUGCUCCUUGCUGAAGGAGGCCUACGCGGGCGGCGCCGCCCACCGCCUGCUGGAGGAGACGGUCCAGGCCCGGCUGACCGAGGCCGUCGCUCAACUCCGGAGCCCGCAGCUGGCCAUCGCCGCAAAGCACGUGUUGCUCUACCUCAAAACCUCCGUCGACAACUUCGCCGCGCUGGAGCGGCGCGCCGGUCCCGCCCUGGUCAGCUUCUUCCUGGACCUGCUCGGCCGCCUGGUGGCCCGCUGUGGCCAGUUGGACGCCCACUACCGGCGCAGAUGCGAGGCGGCUCGCGCGCAGUCGGAUCUGUUCGUGGACCUGGAGUCGCUAGCUUUGGUGGAGUCCGCCGGUGACCGGACCUUAGGCGAGGUGCUCGGCUGGACCCUGACCCACCCCACGCUGACCAGCUGGUUCCUGGCCUCGGAGCGACAGGCGCUGCCCCCGCACUCCCUCCGCCCGCCCCGCGUCCGGCAGCUCUCGGCCCAGCUGAGCGGCGGCGUGCUGCGGCUCCUGGAGGUCGGCGCGCCCCUGGCCCGGCGCUCGGGCCGCCUGCACCUGCUCUCCGGCUACCUGGACGCCGUGGCGGACGGCGUCCUCGCGGAGCUGCGGGCCGGACGUCCCGCCCCCGCCCCGCUGGAGGCCCUCAGGGCGCUUCACGGGUACCUGGGCCCCGCCCGGCUCCGGGCCGUGACACGGGCGCUCCUGGAGCUGCCCGGGGCCGGCCUGGCGGCGAAGGCGGGCCCGCGGCGGGAGCGGCGGCUGAGCGUGCCGGGCGCGGCCCUGGUGCGGCUGCUGGCCGCCGCCGCGGAGGAGGAGCCCGGCGACGGGGGGCCGGGGCCGCUGACCCCGGGACACGUCCGCGCCCUGUCAGCCCUGCUGCCCGAGCUGGCUGUGGACGAACUGGACGCGGCGUUGGCGCGGGCCCUGAGCGGGGACCCCGGGGCGGCCCACGGGGUCGGGGGCCGGGUGCUGACCUACUGCCUGGACCGGGGGACGGAGGCCACGCUGGCCGCCGCGGCCGCCCUGGUGGAGGAGAGCGCCACCCAGCUGCUGCGGUUCGAGCUCUGGUGCCUGCGCCCGGGCACGGUGGGGCACCUGCGACGGCACGCCGAUGCCUUCCUCCCGCUGCUCGGCCGUUACCUGCGGUGCAGGGAGCGGCAAAGACCCGCCCGGCCCCGCCGAGUGGAGUCCGCCGUCACACUGGUCCUGCGGAAGGCCCUUGGGGAGCGGCUGCAGCGCGGGGUCCUCGGGGCCGGCCCCCCGGCCGGGGGGCCGGAGCAGGGCCCGGCGCACGAGGUCCUCGCGGGCCUGAUCGGGGACUCGGGAGCCGAGGAGCUGGCCGCCCUCCGGGACGGGCUGCCCGACGUCCUGGAGAGGGAGGAGCGGCCCAGGAGCUGGGUGGUGGCCGCGGCCGUGUCGGCGGCGCUGGAGCGGUCGCCGGAGAAGCCCGCGGCCUGGAGGGAGGCCCUGCUGCGGGCCUGCGCCCGGUGGCUCGUCGCCUCGUUCGGCCGCGGGGAAGCGGAGGAGGGCGUCCGCGUGACGGAGGAGUCCAUGCUGUCGAGGCUGCGGGAGCUGCUGCAAUCCACUGGGGCCGUGGAUCCUGCAGACUGGCAGAAGCUGGUGAAGGCCGGGUUGAGGUUCCGCUACCGAGACCGCCCGUUCCUCGCGGCCCUGCGUGCCGGCAUCCGGCUGCUGUACCAGCCGGGCAGUCCCCUCGGCCAGACGCUGGUCCCGUUGCCCCUGGUGUACACGAUGGUCACUCAGCACUCCGCGUUCCUGCCGACCAUCCUGAGGGCGAGGCGGGAGGAGGAGGAGGAGGAGGAGCAAGAGCCGGACAGCCCGAGUGCCCCAGUGAAAGAAGCCCUCGUGGACCUCCUGGUAACCAUCGUGGAGCUCUGUCCUUCGGUGUGUGAGAGCAACCACUUCGCGGUGCUGCUGGGAGCCUACGGGGCCAGCCUCGGCACUCUGGACCAGAAGAUCCUGCUGCUGCUCCGGGCGUACGAAAAGAACGACCACAGCCUCGUCGGCUUCAGGCUGCUGCUGUGGGGCCCCGCUGCCGUGGAGCACCACAAGACGUGCAAGUCGCUGGGCAGGUCUCUCUGGCAGCAGCCUAGCGUCGGGGAGAUCCUGGGCCUGCUGGACCGAGACCGGAUGAUGAAGACCAUCCUCCACUUCCCGCAGAACCGCCGGCUGCUGCCCCCGGAGGGCUCCCGGGGAACCCUCUUCACGGACCGGAGCGGCGUAGAGCUCGAGGACCUCUACGACCCCUGCUUCCUGCUGCAUCUCUUCAGCGAGCUCACCAGGCCGGAGUCGGUGGUGGACUGCCACCAGUUUGUGGAGGCCAACGCCCUGGGCCUGGUGGUCGCCGCACUGAGCAGCUACGACCCCGACAUGAGGGCCGCGGCCUACUACGUCCUGGUCUCCUUCCACGGCCACCUGGAGGGGGCCCGGUUUCGAGAACAGUCGCAGCUGCUGUAUCUCUUGGACGUGGUGCGAGGCGGAAUCCGAUCGCGCAACCUGAGGCUCACGUACUCCCUGACGCUGUUCGUCGCCAAGGCCGCCCGGCAGAUGCUGAGCCCCGAGGAGCACAUGUACAUGAAGAUCAACAGAUUCCUCCUGUCGCACGAGUAUUUGGAUUUGAACAAAGUCCCUGGCUUCUAUCAGCUUUUCUACAGCUCCGGCUUUGAGCAUCGAGCGGAGAGGGAAUGGGUGUUGGAAGUCCUGCGACGAGGAAUGCGUGACAAGUAUUGCUACGAGCUCUAUGCCUCCCAGGGGAUUUUCCGGAUCCUCCUGUGCUUCUUCCACAGCCCCCUGUGCGACGACGUCAUGCAGAACUGGAUCGUAGAAAUCCUGCAGAGUUCCGCCCGGGUCACCAAAUCCGCCUACGAGCUCAUACGGGAUCACAGCCUCCUAACCUGGAUCUUAUACGUCUUGGAGAAAAAGCUCCUGCCCGGCCGGCUGCUCUCUGGCAUCAUCUCGCUUGUGCACACGCUGUGGGUGACCAACCUGGGCGACAAAGGAUCGGAGGAGCCGGCCUCCCAGCCGCAGGCCCCCAAGCUGUUGGCCCUGCACUUUGUCGGCGAAUUCCUCUACGUGCUGACGGUUCUGGCCAGACAGCUGCGGCCCGGCCUAGAUGGCUCCCCGCUGGCCCAAUACCUGAGCACCCUCCGCUCGGUGCUGCGGCACCGGGACGCCGCCCUGACGGCCUUCAGGGCCCUGGGCCGCUUCACCGUGAGCGAGCAGGCCUUGUCCGCCAGCGACGUCCUCUGGCUUUUGCACCACUGGAGUUUCGUGGACAAGGACGGUCGGCUCCAGGACGACCUGAGAGCGGCCGCUGAGAAGUACCGGCUCACGGAGCUGCUGCGAGCUAUCAAGGACAGGAACAAGCCCCCGGCUCCAGCUCGGGCCAGAGCCCAGCGUGGCCGGAGGAAGCCGGAGGCGGAGGCGGCGGACGGUCCGGCCGAGGCGGCGGACGGUCCGGCCGAGGCGGCGGGCCCCGGCCCGGAGCGGUGCCGCGGCCUCCUGCGGGACGUCGUGACCCACUGGACCCCCGAGCCCCCCGCCAGCCUCCCGGAGCUGGCAGAGGCCCCCGGCGGCCCCGAGCUGGCAGCGGCGAGCCUGACGGCCCGCUGGGUGCUGAGGACGCUGGCCGGCCCCCUCGAGGCCCAGGAGACCGCCCGAGUCCUCCCGGCCUGGUUCGGAAGCAGCGUCCUGCCCUUCCCGGCGGUGGCGGAGGAGCUCCUCGGCGACGCCGCGGUGGCCGACGGCCUCUUCCGGCUGUACGGCCGUGUGUGCCGGGCCGCGGGGGCCGGGGGAGGGGUGGCGGGCUGGCCCGAGCUCUGCCGGUUCAACUCGCUCAUGCUGCGGCUGCUGGCCGCCCGGGGGGCGCCCCGGGAGGGCUCCCUGCACGCCGUGGUGGACGAGCUCUCCCGCUCCUCCGAGAGCGAGGAGGAUGAGGCGAGGCGAGCCGCGGCGGCGUUCCUGGUGUCUCUCUACGUCAAGGACGUCUGGCUGGAAGUGGAGCGAGUCGACACCUUGCGGGCCCACGUGCGACUGAUCUGUUCCGGGGAGGAGGAGGAAGAGGAGGGAGGGGCGGCGGCGGGCAGGAACCGGGACCCCGUCGUGGCGCUAUGCAGGGACCUGGCCGCCACCCUGGACGGCCCGGGGGAGGCCAGCGCGUAAACGCUGUCCCCCGGCCCGGCGAGGAGAGAGGGAAGCUGGAGGUGCAAGCCGGCGGCCGGGAGCAGCGGGGCGGUUGGAGCCCGUCCCGUGGCCUGCCUGUGUGCCUGGCCGGCGCUUACAACGGUGCUCUGCGCCUAGUAAGCCCCUAACAAAUGCCGCCGUAGUUAUUAUUUAAGCGCUCCAGACUUUGGGGCCCGGAAGGUGAUUGGGUUGCGAAAGGGGCAAGGCCCCAUUGCCCCCUUUGGCUCCGGAAAGUCCCAGCUCAAACGUUAUUCCCACGUUAGCUUGGGAAAGGGGCGGGAGGAUGUGUUUAUCGUCGAUCUGUCUUCUCAGAGACUUGGGGAAUUCUCCCCACCCCACAGAGAUGAGGGCUCUCGGGGUAUCUUUCGGAAGGGUGGAUAGCAACCGCCGUCGAUUUUUCCAUUAAUAAAAGAUUCGGUUCUGUAGUC
This is a messenger RNA of Ornithorhynchus anatinus (platypus), 7314 nucleotides long. It is a transcript of the gene URB1, whose product is annotated as URB1 ribosome biogenesis homolog. Gene Ontology annotation, biological process: maturation of 5.8S rRNA from tricistronic rRNA transcript (SSU-rRNA, 5.8S rRNA, LSU-rRNA); maturation of LSU-rRNA from tricistronic rRNA transcript (SSU-rRNA, 5.8S rRNA, LSU-rRNA). The transcript has 39 exons. The record is from RefSeq and is a predicted model, not a curated record. Gene Ontology annotation, cellular component: nucleolus. NCBI's taxonomy places the organism in Eukaryota, Metazoa, Chordata, Mammalia, Monotremata, Ornithorhynchidae. Bases 38 to 6865 code for a protein of 2275 amino acids.